Molecule: messenger RNA, 4931 nt
Organism: Coccinella septempunctata (seven-spotted ladybird)
Lineage: Eukaryota; Metazoa; Arthropoda; Insecta; Coleoptera; Coccinellidae
Gene: sei
Product: potassium voltage-gated channel subfamily H member 6
Exons: 23
Coding region: 514-4314 (1266 amino acids)
Biological process (GO): membrane repolarization during action potential; potassium ion transmembrane transport
Cellular component (GO): membrane
Molecular function (GO): inward rectifier potassium channel activity
Source: RefSeq, a predicted model, not a curated record
UUCAGUGAAUCAAGAUACCGAGUAGAAGACGAACGGAUUUACCGUCGCACCGUUUUUUUUAUAUUGACGUUUUGUACGGUUAAUUUGACGUUUCUCCCAUAGCAUACUGUGAUACAGGAAAGGUCCCGUUGGCUCCGCAGAUCUCUCGCGACGUGCCUGAACGGGAAAACGGCAUAGGAACCAUGGAAAAUCGCACGCUUUUCCGACAGCGAGUCGCCUUAACACACAGCCUUAUUUUGAAUUUUUUGCGUAGUUUCUAAGGUGCCGACACAGCACGCAAUACGUUUUUUUUUUCAUCCGGCUACACGGUCAUUAUGCAUCGAUAUCGUUCGGUUUUUCAACUGAUGUCACAACGAAUUCAGGAAUUUCCAUUACGAAUUUAACGGUUUUCGAAAUGUACAUCGAAAAAUUGAUAUUUUGAUUCACGCGUUAACCUUGUCUUGUUCGACGAUGAUGGUGAAAAUAUCGGAAAAUUCUAGUCGGGGGAACCUUUCCAGGUGGUAAAACUUUGAUAUGCCAGUAAGGAGAGGUUUGGUAGCUCCAAGGACUACGUUAAUUGAGACUAUAAUCAGGAAGUUCGAUACAGACAAUCGUAGUUUUUUAGUCGGCAACAUACGGGAAGGAAUAUGUCACAUCAUAUAUUGCUCGGACGGCUUCUGCCGUCUAACAGGAUACUCAAGAGCGGAAGUGAUGCAGAGACCGGCCUCCUGCGAGUUCUUAUGUGGCCCCCUGACAUCACAGCAAGCUGUGACAUCGCUCAGAGAAGCGUUACAGGAGGGAGUUGAGAAACACGCUGAAAUCCUGUACUAUAGAAAGGAUGGUUCAAAGUUCCUAUGCUCUGAAGUCAUAGCUCCGAUAAGAAGCGAGGUUGAUGACAUCAGCUUGAUAAUUGUCAAUUUCGAAGACCUGACAGCCCAUCCAGCUGGUUCCCUUGAAAACAGUCCUGUAGGAAAAUCCAGAUUUAGCAAGUUUGAUAGGGCGCGGGCUUCCUUCAGGCAGAGUUUGAGGUUAGGUUCGAACUUGCGAGGAAGAGGUUUUCGAUUGGCCGGUUAUUUGACGCCACCGAGUGACGUUACCACUGCCGAAGAGGAAGCGGACAGAUUGGAGCAAUGUCCGCUGACGUCAAACUCACCAACCCCUAUUCUGGAAACAACUUGGGUGCCCAAGACAGAGGUACCAUCAGCCGUUGGCCACACCACAGCGGUACCCAUACCUGGGGGAUUUCCACAAAUGAAAGAGUACACCGCUCUGACCAUCUCCCAUAGCGCUCCCACCAGCCAUCAGGCCUCCUUCGAACAGGGGGAGUGUAUAGACAGGAUUAAGCACCACUUAACAAAUAAUAGGAACCCACCUCAAAACAGGGUGUCGCAUGCAACGAGUCUAGAUGCCAUAGCUAGAAGGCAGUGCUUUAGAACUGGAUACCCCUCUGUUAGCAUUUCCAAUAAGCCGCAACUCACCAAACAAUUUCCCAAUGUAUCAUCAGAAUCUGACCUUCAAAAAUACAAAACCGCACAACAGAGCCACGAUCGCAAAAGUCCUAGCCUGAGUAAUCCGAACACGGACUCUUCCAGGCAAAAGGUUCGUCAUCAAUUUUCUUUCCAGGACAAUGGCUCAGCCAAAUACUUUCAAAGUGGAAUUCACACACCGAAGAUGGGAGAAAAAGUGGCACAGGUUUUAUCGUUAGGAGCAGACGUUCUUCCCGAAUACAAACUACAGAACCCAAGGCUGCACAACUACACUAUCCUACACUACUCCCCUUUCAAGGCAGUCUGGGACUGGAUCAUCCUAAUCCUGGUUAUUUACACAGCCAUAUUCACACCGUACGUAGCAGCAUUUUUACUCAGUGAGCCCGAGUUUAGUAGCAAGAAGAACAAGAAGUACAGCGAAGACCCAAUCGUUAUAAUAGAUCUCAUUGUGGACGUGACUUUCAUCAUCGACAUCCUGAUCAACUUCAGAACGACCUACGUUAGUGGUACGGACGAAAUCGUUUCAGAUCCAGGCAGAAUUGCCAUCCAUUACCUCAAAGGUUGGUUUUUUAUCGAUCUUGUGGCAGCCGUUCCCUUCGAUCUCCUAUUCUUCAAUAGCGACACAGACGAGUUGGGCUUGGACAAAGACGAGACCACCACCCUUAUUGGCUUGCUGAAGACCGCAAGGUUACUGAGACUGGUCAGGGUUGCCAGGAAAAUCGACAGAUAUUCCGAAUAUGGAGCAGCCGUCCUUUUAUUGUUGAUGUGUUCGUUCACCCUCAUCGCUCAUUGGUUUGCCUGCGUUUGGUAUGCCAUAGGAAAUGCCGAAAGACCCAUGCUGAAAGCCAAAGUUGGCUGGCUGGAUAUUUUGGCAAACGACACUCACCAGUUCUACCUGCCCAAUAAUACCGGAGGUCCUAGCAUAAAGAGUCGUUACGUGACUGCGCUAUAUUUCACCUUCACCUCGUUGACCAGCGUUGGAUUUGGUAACGUAGCACCGAACACAGAUACGGAGAAGAUCUUCACCAUUUGCGUGAUGCUUAUAGGAUCUCUGAUGUACGCAAGCAUAUUUGGUAACGUUUCUGCGAUCAUCCAGAGGUUAUACUCGGGCACGGCGAGGUAUCACACCCAGAUGCUUCGCGUGAGGGAGUUCAUUCGGUUCCACCAGAUACCCAACCCUCUCCGCCAAAGGCUGGAGGAGUAUUUCCAGCACGCUUGGACCUACACGAAUGGAAUAGACAUGAACUCUGUUCUCAAGGGAUUUCCUGAAUGCUUGCAGGCUGACAUCUGCUUGCAUCUCAACCGGAAUCUGUUGCAGAAUUGCGGGGCCUUCGAAGGAGCAUCUCCUGGCUGCCUGAGGGCACUAACGUUGAAAUUUAAAACGACGCAUGCUCCACCAGGUGAUACUCUGGUGCAUAGAGGAGACGUUUUAUCUUCUUUAUAUUUUAUAUCGAGAGGUUCCAUAGAGAUAUUAAGGGAUGAUACUGUUAUGGCCAUCUUAGGAAAAUACGAUAUAUUCGGAGAAAAUCCUUGUCUUCAUGCGACUUUGGGAAAGUCCAGUUGCAACGUUAGAGCUUUGACUUACUGUGAUCUGCAUAAAAUAAACAGGGACGAUCUGUUGGAUGUACUGGAGUUGUAUCCGGAGUUUUAUAAUCAAUUUUUGAAUAAUCUAGAGAUCACUUUCGAUUUACGAGACGUGGAUCAAGCUGGUGUCAUCCCGAGAAGGAUGUUUUACUCGAAAACGCAAUCCCACGACAAAGAAAGCAGGUAUUUCAGAGGCGUAGGAUCGAAUGGGGUUUCAGGAAGGCAUUCCCUGACCGGCAGGCAGGAUUCCCAAUACAGUGACGAAUCUGAAUCAGGCCAUGGAAUUCUUGAAUUCACGACUGAAAAGGCUGGGCAGGAUGUCACCCCCAUGAACUUGGACUAUGGAGAGGAGAAAAGGCGUAGCUCCACAUUGAAUUCGAUAACAGGCAUGCUAAAUCACCUUAAGCGAAGUAUACCAGAUUUGAGAAUUCACAAAACCCAACAUCAACCACUGAUUGCCCAAACGACGCCUCCCUCCACCCACAGGGUACGUACAAUACGCCGCCAGUCUUCAAUAGGCGCCUACCAAGAGCAGGCGCCACCCACCAAUCAACAGCCGCCAGUUCAAAAUUCCGUUCCAGUAUCCAGUAGCACCAGUUACUACACCAACAGUCCAUCCCCUCCGAACGACGUCACCAAAAGCCAUCUGACGCCCGGCCAUCAGCACCAUCUGGCUGACCAGCAGCAGCAUCUGGAGGGCGGUGGUCUUCCCCAAGGCUCCGUUCUGGGACAACCGUAUCAACAUUCCAGCUUAGAAGCGCAAUACGAUAACCUUUUAGUUAGUAGGUCGCAAUUCGAAAACGUAGUUAGUAAGAUCGACAAUUUGGCGAUAAGGGUUUCCAGUUUGGAGAGGACUUUGGCGGCAGACGUCAAAAGUAUUCUUAUGAUAUUGCAGCAGCAGGGGAGAACGCACAACGUGUCUGCUUUGGAGGGUCGAACGAAUGGUGGUGCUAGGCAAGAUAUUCCAGAAUAUGAAAAUGUACAUUUAGAUACUAGUAGAAAUAAAUAUACGUUCCAGAGAUCCGUCAGUGAACCCAAACCUAUCAGCAGAAGUCAACAGUCUUCACAAAUUUUGCACAGAUUCGCGUCCUUCAACAAAGCCUUCGAUUUCGAGACAACCAGCGAGAUGACACUGACAGAGGCACCCGUGUUCAAGGAGAAGGACUUCAGGGAUGAGCCCACAGCCCCCAUAGCCAAACUAGAAUCCUUAGACGAAUUAGAUUUGGAAUCUCCACAGUCCAGCCCGAAGAAACCGAUAAUUUAGUAACCAAAUUCUAAGUUGUGGUCAAAGAAUUUUUUUACGGUACAAGGAGCGCCUUACAGAGUUACAUUUAAGCUUUUUAUAACUAAAUGAAAUGUUGAAUCAUUUGAUGGAUCGAGAUGACUCAAACGGACGUUGGGAAUCGUCGGAAGAGAAUUGAGAAGCCACAUAAAAACCACACGAACUUGCAAAACAUUCAGUAACACAAAACGUCAAAGAAGAUUCCGAGUAAAAUGGAUAUAUGUGAAGGUACAAAGUCUAUUUUGAAAGAUGGAAAAAAUACAAGAUAUUUUGUGUUAUCCCAAAAAAAAGAUACUUCGUCAAUAAGCACUUAACGCAACAAAAAAGCAACAAUUCCUCAAUUCAUGGAGGCGAGAAGGAGCAGAAUCGAUACUUAAAAGUGACAUAAUUAAAAUUUGAUACCUUUUUAUUACUUAUAUUGUUAGAUUUGUUGAAAUGCUUGAUUUUUGGCAUCAACCAAAGCUUUUUGAAGAAUUCACUCACAAAGAAAUAUGUUUAUACACUCUAUUACGAUAUUUUUAUUAAAAAUAAUGUAAUGUAAACAAUGAUAUUGAAAAAUACUCAAUAGACAUACAGCCAAAGAAAAGGCGAAAAAUGGC